AUGGCGCCGGCCGCUACCUUUCAAGCACGCUCACGGAGACGCUUUCUACGGUCGGUGUUUACGUUGUGCGUGGAGCUCGGGGCAGGGUUCCUGCGUGACAUCACCAUGGACAAGUCACUUGAUGGUCCCACAAGAGGGCGUGGCUUAGACUUGCCCAGUUCACUGCCCAGGGGCUCGUAUAGGAGGACAUUUGUCUCCCUGGCUGUGAGUCAUUCUCUGAGCAGGCUCUCAGUUGGUAAGUAUUGGGGUGAGUGGUUGGAUAUAGUAAUAUUGUUUCUCUUAUUUCCUGUCUCUGGGGGUUUCAUGUUGUUGUCUGUGUCUCCAUAGUGAUUGUUUUUGUUGUGUGUCAGGUGGUCUCUGUAUUUUAUAUGUGUUUGUUUUGGGGGGAUUUUCCUAAAUAAUGUGUAUUUUAGGUUAUAAUCAAGGACUUCUUUUAUCUAUUCUAAGUAGUGGAGGGAGAAGAGGGAAUAAAAACUACAGUGAAAGAAAAUUAUUAUUUUUUUUUGGUCAGUUCUCAGAAAUAAUUCCAAUUAACAGGAGAAUAAUCACCAAAUAAAUUAAAUAUCUGCUCAAAAAAAUUAGUCUUUAAAACUCUGUAGACCAUUUAUGAAACAUAAAUGUGUACAAUAGAUUACUAUAAAAUGCCAUAAAUAAAUUGGUAUUUAUAUAGCGCCAACCUAUUUUAACAGCAUUUUACAAUAUUAUAAAAUGGGUAAAUUUAAUAAUAAAUGAACCAGUUAUUAAAUGUUACAGGAAUAAUAGGUUGGUGAGGACCAUGCUCAAACGAAAUUAAUCUUACAGUCUAGAGUUACUCAUGAAAAGGUUAAAUAGUAUUUCCUUACAAGAUUAUAUGGUGAGACCUGUUUCUAAGACCCAUGCAAAAUAAUAGAUCUGUUCUUGCAAUGACCUUUAAAUGAACACUCUAAGCACCAUAGCUGUUUGGUAAUUUGUUGAUUUUUUUUAAUUUUUUUAUUUUACCUGGGGUACACGUUCUCCCCACUUGCUGGGAGUAGUGAUGUCCCGAACUGUUCGCCGCGGACGGCAAACAUAUGCGGUAAAGUUUGACCCCGUACCUCACAGUCAGCAGACACAUUCCAGCCAAUCAGCAGCAGACCCUCCCACCUCCUGGACAGCAUCCAUUUUACAUUCAUUGUGAAGCUGCAUUCUUAGUGAGCUGUCCAGGAGGUGGGAGGGUCUAGGAGGGAGGGUCUGCUACUGAUUGGCUGGAAUUUGUCUGCUGACUGUGAGGUACAGGGUCAAAGUUUACCGCAUAUGUUCGCUGUCCGUGGCGAACCGUUCGGCGAACAGUUCGGGACAUCACUAGUGGGAGCUCUUUGCUCUGAGCUAAGCCAGUAGUGCAGGCCAGUGAAUAAACACUGGAUUUCACAUUUAAGGCCAAAGUAGUCAAUUUGGAAGCAUAUAAAUACAUCAUAAAGUGGAGCACAAAAGAGAAUUAAAAAAAAAUGAAUAAUAAUUAUAUGUAUAUACGUAUAUUGUCCCAAUUAUAUUUUAAUACAUACAAUUUAAUAGGUGGAGCUCUGAAAUAUCGCAAAUUUUCUGUAAAAUAAAAGAUAUAAAUAAAUAGUGCAAUAUGUCUGUAAAACACUGUGGAAUAAAAAUAAAGAGUAGUUCAACUCACAAUGCAAGAGUCGCACUGUUAUAUGACUCGAGUAGUAUGCUUCCUUGGACCAUUAGGGGUUGUCCGGACCCUUCUUUUUCAAGAUUCUUGGUGUUGCCCCUUAUACUUCUUAGUAGGUGACCCAAAGAAUGCCCGAUAUAGAAGCAAUCCUUUAAAAGUGGUUUUAUUUCUUCAGUAAAAAAAAAUAUUACAAUAUAAAAAGAAAGUGAAUAUAUCUGCCAGAUAAUUCUGGGUAAACUUGAUGGUCCAAUAAAAAAGUCAAAAUUCAAGAGUCCAAAACGCGUUUCGCCUGCUCAACAGGCUUCCUCAGUUGGCUGUGGUGUCAUCUGUAUGCUUCUGCCUUCGUUUAAAUAGCCCGCUCGCCGGUCUCAUUGGUUAUGUACAUCACUUCCGGGUUCCGUGUUGUUGGAACGCAACGUGCGUUCCAACGCCGAUUUAUUUUACUUCCGGGUUGCGUCUAGUUGGAACGCAACGUGCGUUCCAACGUUCGUUAACCAUCUUUUCUUUUCAUUUUCUAUCGUGUUCUGCAGCAGCUUCAUGUUACAAUAUAGAUCUUAUAGUUAUACGAAGCGUGAAUAGUUGUAACAAAAGAUGACAUUUAUAAAUAUAGGAUAUUAAAGAUGUUAUAAUAACAAAAUAUAAUAUGUAGCGUAAUACCAAUUUCUAUUAAUAAAGGGGAAAAAGAUAAUGUACCUUAAAAGUGUAGGUAAAGGGUAAAAUAUAUAUAAAUAGAAAAUAUGUUUUAAAAGAAAUUAAAAGAUAGCUGCAUAUUUAGUUUGUUUAAAAUAGGUGAUAAAAAUGUGUAAUAUUUCCUAAAAUAAUUACCUCCAUAAAAAUAUAUUAUUAAAUGGAAUAAAAUUAGUUCAUAAAGUGGCAUAAUUCAAAAUCAUUAUUCAACCCAUAUGGUGUCAUAGUAUUAAAAUGGAAUAUAAAUUUCAUUUCUUCUUUUCCUAUUUUUUUUUUAUAUAAUCCCCCCUCUCCAAUCUUUCCUUACUGAUUUAACAGCACAGAAGAACAUCCCUUCUGGAUUUUGUUGAUGCAUUGUUCUAAAAUGGUUUGAGACACUGUGGGAUUGAACGCCAUUCUUUAUAUUUCUCAUAUGUUCAGCUACCCUGAUAUUAAAAUUUCGGAUUGUACGGCCCACAUAUAGGAGAUUGCAUGGACAUUUUAAAACAUAAUCACUCCCUUGGAGUGACAAGUUAAAGGGUUUUUUAUUGAAAAUUUUUGAUUUAUAAACGGUUCCAGAUCUGUUAAAUGUCUUUUUUUUGCUUUUAGUAUUUUUGCAUGCUAGACAUUGCCCGCAUCCAUAGAAACCUUUAUUCAUUGAGAAAAUGUUUUUUUUUCGGUUAUUCUUUCUUUAUUACUACCUUGGACCAGAGUGUUUCUCAAAUUUUUGGCACCUCUAAAGAUUAUUUUAGGCUUUUCCAGCAAAAUAUUUUCAAGUACUGGAUCGUCUCUUAAAAUAUGCCAGUGUUUAUUCAUAAUUUUGUUAAUUUUUCUAUUUUUCUAUUAUUGCCAUUAUAAUUACAUUAUAAUUCUAUUGUUCCAAUUGAGAUCUUUUUUUUUUUUUUGUAUACUAACAGAUCAGUUCUCGGUAUUUGUUGGACGCUGUCUAAGGCUGUUUGUAGAGAGGUCUCUUCAUAUCCUUUCUGUAAGAAUUGAAUUUUAAUCUUAUUGGCUUGUUCUAAAUAGUCUUGAUCGUUUGUGCAAUUUCUUCUCAAUUAUAUUUUAGAAUAUGUUCCAUUGAGCAUGUAAACGAAGAAAAAGCAAACAAUAGUGACAUUCUUUGCAGCACUUUGUGAAUAUUGAAUAUCAAGGACUACCACUCCUAUCAUGUAUAGAAAUCCAUCACAAUUCAUAUACUGUGGUUAUAGACCGAUGAGGAGUGUAGUACAGCAUAUAAAAUGUAUUAAACACACAAAAAUAAAAUGUAAAUUAUAAAAGGUGUAAAAAGAGGCAAGAGAAUAUUAGCCUGGAUUUUAAAUCAGUCUGUAGAUGAAGUGUUCGUCUCUCCCGGGUAUACUUCACGUGCCAAACAGUCAGUCUCCGGGUUGGUGUAUUCCACUGGGCAUCAGAGUAUUUUGAUGGAAUUUGCUACAACCUCAGUCCUAAGCCGGAGGCGAAACGCGUAGACGUUUUAAAUACUAUUGCAUUUUAUUUGUCCACAUAAUGGAUAUCAAAUAUUGGAAUUAGUGACCUGUCUGUUGCCCAGUUGGGGUAUUUUAUUGUGUCUUCUGAUGUAAUUGAUAAUUUCUCUCUCUUUGCUGUGGGCUUUUUCUUACUGCAGUAUUAUUUUUUAACUUGGCUAACAUUGAUAUUAACAUCCCGUAAAAGCUAUUUGUUAUGAAAUAUUUUCCCCAAGACAGUCUAGAUUUAGGGGGAUAUUUUUCAAGGCAUAAACAUGUGCUAUUCUGGGGCAAAGAGCUAAAUAAAAAGCAAUUCCCAUAGAAACUAUUAGAAUGUGUCUCAACAUUUAGAACUUUUCACGUAAAAUAGCACCUGUUUUGAUAAAUUUCCAAAUCUUCAUUGUUUUCUUUGCUUUAAGAAGUUACAGUGCUAUCUUCAUCAGAAUUACAUUCAUUGACCUUUCCAGAUGCUGGAUCUUGGCUAAGAAACAUGCCAAGAAGUCUCUUAACCCACAAGUCUUGAAUCAUGGAUGAUUAACCAAUCCUCCAACAUGGCAUCCUUGGUAGGGGAUGGUAGACUUUCAGGAACCAUAGGAGCUGCCCACUUCAAUACUUGGGGACAGAAUGUUACCCUCUGUGUCACUUCUUAGAGUGUGAAUCUUUCGUUCCCAUGGUUUUUAAGGAUCCGUGCCAAGUUCAGCCUAAUGAAGUUUGUAUUUUUAUUAAUCCCUGCAAUCUAUUUAAACCUGGGAAGCAAACCUUUUUGAGAAUCAUUGAUUUAUUUUCUUAUGUGACUGAUUCAAAGCUUAUAUUAAUACAGCAAAAAAAAAAAAAAUGAAUUGAUGGGGUAUACAUACUUUCUCAUGUGAUUUACUGCCAGAGGUUCUUGUGAUACUUUUCUUCUGCUUUCAUAAUGUGCUAGAUGCGUCUGUGCUUUGGGUUUUGUAACUAUGAAACCUUUGCACAGAGGAAAAGCAAAAACAAAUUGUGUUUGCAAUACCCUUCUUGUUCGAAUGCAUAGCAUUCUUCCCCCUCAAAUAUUACAAAACCAGGUUUUAUGACGUGCUUAUUUAGUUUCCAAGUUUUAGUCUAUAAAGGUUAGAGAAUAAAUUAUGUGCUAGAAAAUUAGUUGUUGCCCAUUCUAAGCAUUCUCUAUUUUUGAUUUGAAGAGUUAAGCAUACAUGAAAAGUAUAUGUUCAGCCAUGUUGAGUUAUAGUGUGAUGGAUUCCUCCUUCAUUUCUAACAAUAGUUGCAGAAUCAGUCGUUUUGUCCAUGACCCCAUUCAGCUCAGUUAUUGAACAGUUCACAUUGCCAGACUGGUGCAUUUGUGUGCCUUGCAGGGACUGAGAUUCAACUCAAUGUAAUUGCGGCCUAGCAAGACUUGACCUAGAAGUGGUGGCCUACCUCCCUGUGGGGAAUCAAGCAGACGUUUUCCCCCCCUCUGGACCGGGGGGGGGGGGGAGGUUGCAGUCCAUACCGAUGGAGCUCUCUGCUGCUGCACUAGCUCAGUGCAAGCUACAGUUGCUGCACACAAAAUGGCGGCUAUAUUCACUCGAACCGCACCCAGACAUUGGAUGGAACAACCCAGCCCCACUAAGCAAACCUAGCGGCUGGAGCAGCUCCUUGAUAACAUCUGGGCCUCCCUGGUGGCGCAUUAAACGGCCUCAUUGUCUUAACCUUGUGAAGAGAUUUGGGGGAGCGGGUCCAGGUCGUUGGGGGAGUCUCCUCUGGGCAAUCACUCUUCUCCAGCGAAAGAAUCCACAAUUGCUAGCCCGCUCGGUCCUAGGGCCAAGGGGGCAAGACCCCGAGGAAUCACCCGCAAAGGCAGAGGACCUACAGCCAGCAACGAUAAAGAAACCUCAAGGUUGCUUUGUUUCCCUCCUCCAGGGCUGAACUUUCUCUGGGCUCUCAAGUCUGUGGCACUAAGGUUCAAACCUGUAAACCGGCCUGGGGCUUGAUUUGUGCCAAACUUAACAUCCAAGAAGCCGUUGCCACUCGGACCCUAGGCAUGCCUGCCUUAUGCUUCCCGGUCUUGGGUGUAGGCUGACUGAUUACUCACCUUCCAGGGAAGUUCCACUGCAUAACUAUUAGGAAAUCCCCAUCUGCACUACUAGCUGCCACGCUUCAUGAAGCCUUUUGUCCGUUAUUAUCUUGAUUAGCUAUGAGCUUUCUAUGCCUGUUUAUCAUGUAUUUUGUCUAUCUUUAUAGUUUGUUUCCCACUAUAUAUGGCUAGAUACAGCAACGUUCGAAUGAUUCCUGUCUCUAAUGUGAUUAUUCACAUUAUUUUUUAAUAAGCACAUGUCUGGAUACACUCUGAGUGUACCUUGAUUUCUCCUUCUACCCUAGACAUGUUUGACAUCUUGAGUACAUACUAUUGUUAAUGUCCGUGUCCACACUUAGGCUAAGUUAUUCAGCUAUUGUUGUGUCUAUUGUUAGGACAAGUCUGACCAUUCUGCUGAUACUUCACUCAUGAAUGUAGCCAAUGUAGGCCUAGCUUGUUUAUUUUUAUAUUAAAAAAAAAAAAGGAGUUUGUUAUUUGGUAUAACAACUGCAUCAUUGAUAUGUUAUAACUGCUUUAACUCUGAUUUAUUUAUUCUGUAAUACUGUUCUCUUGCCUCAAUAAAAGAAAUAAAAAAAAUUCAGCUUUUUCUUUGAAUAUUUAUUCUUUAAACUGAUGUUGUGUGGUAAAUCUCUUGGCCCUUUAGUGUUGUGUAAAGAAAAUAAAAAAAACUACCUGGUCGUUUCCUCUCCCAAUUCAAACGAGACGUUCUACAUCUUGUUUUAUUUCUUAUUCCAAGAACCAUUACCACUUCAUUGUUUUCAAGUGGUCAUAAUGCUUGGAAAAGUGCAUCAUUUUGGUUCAGAACACUCCACAUCCAGAUAUGCAGUACAUUACUACUUUGUUAAUAGCCAGUCCUGAGGAGGAUUAUGGGCUGGAUCGUUUUAAUUCUGUGCAUAUAUGAGCAUCUAUCAUCAGCAGGCAUAGCAUACUAGCAGCAAACAUGAUGCUUGAUAAGGGUAUCAUAUGGAUUAGUGGUAAUAUUAUAUCUAGGGACCAUGCAGGUCUUUAAUGGAAAAAUGACAUCUGGGAACGCUAGACACUAUAAUCGGUUCAAUGUGAUAUAGCAAUUACAGUGACUAUAGGGUCUCUUUAAAGGAACCCUGGGCACCAUAACAAGUUCGUCAAAAUUAAGUUAUUCUGCUGCCAGGAGACCCCUGGUGCUGGCUCACCUUUUGGGGUUAAACUGUUCUCGAAUGGUUUAACCUCAAAGUCUGUGUUCCAGCACCGGAUCUCUAUUCAUAAAACUGCCUUGACAAAAGAUAGGUUUUCGUUCAAGCCAGUUUUAUGAAUGGGAAUCCAUUUAUAACCUGAGAGCGUCAGCUGACCGCUCUAAGGCAAUCAGUGUGUCCGAGCCUUUUGGCUUCCAGACUUUGAGCAAGCGGAAGGGGAGAAGAGUAGGGACAGUGCGCCAACUCUAGACAUUAAAGUUAUUUUUAGUAGGUUAAAUAUUACUACAUUCUAAAUUUUUUGUCUUGCAGAUUCAAGAUUUGAAUUGUGA
This is a messenger RNA of Pelobates cultripes (western spadefoot toad), 7325 nucleotides long. NCBI's taxonomy places the organism in Eukaryota, Metazoa, Chordata, Amphibia, Anura, Pelobatidae. The record is from the annotation of a GenBank genome assembly.